This is a messenger RNA of Xenopus tropicalis (tropical clawed frog), 3080 nucleotides long. RefSeq lists its product as uncharacterized. The transcript has 11 exons. The coding region runs from base 533 to 2362 and encodes 609 amino acids. The record is from RefSeq and is a predicted model, not a curated record. Lineage: Eukaryota; Metazoa; Chordata; Amphibia; Anura; Pipidae.
CAGGCAAGAAUCGCAUGCAGAUGGAAUGUAUUAGGUCGUGUUCUACCUGCUUUCAGCGUUUGGAAGUGCCACAAUGAGUACAAUCUAAUAAAAAAUAAUAGCCUAUAUUCUUCCUUCCUUGAAAGCAUAAAAAUGCAGGGAAAUGCAGUAAAAGACUCUUUUGUAAUUGCCCUAAGACACUUAAAACUACAUUUUUACAGGUUGCUAUGGGUAACUUGUAUACAUUUAUUGAAUAUCUCAGACUUUUCUCCCCCCUUUUUAGUGCCAUUUUAUUAAGUUCCAAAUGUGUGGAUAGCUGAUUAGAAAUGUAAUGGUUUUUUUUUUGUUAUAUAAAUAUCUUCAAAUGAUGCUGGUUUAGCACUUACAUUUUCGCUUAGUUUAGCAGUUGCUCUGAACAGAGGUACUACUUACCUAGGCUAAUGUAAUUAACUUAAUUAGUGUUUUCUGGCAAUAUUUUAUUCUGUGCCUCCUAUAUAUGUGUUGGUACAUUUCUUUCCCAUAUACUUAGCUUGUGCUCUAUCAAAUUUGACAAAUGCUGGAAUAUGUGGUUAAACAAGUAAGCAUUCUGAAGGAAUGGCUAAAGAAUACAUGCCAACUGUUGAAGAUGGUUAUUUUAAACACAGAUUUUGGGCCUUUCACAUACAGUCAUGAAAUUUCCUCUGUUGCAUUUGUUAAUUCUUUACAAGAUGAACAUCAGAAGAGGAUGGACUUUUGGAAAGAAAUGGCUGAAUUUGACUUCCAGUGUAGCCUGCUGUUUGAGAAAUUGUCCUGUUUUCAUGAACAAUUUACUGGGGCCAAAGUACCAGAGCAUACUAAAUUCAUUUUAUUCUCUAUAAAGCUGAGCUUUGCCAUUGAUGGUAAUCUUAUGAAGUGUGAAGAACUCUUGCAAAAAUUGCAGAAGAUGAAAGCCUUUGGAUAUCAAGCUGUGCCUGGAACACCAAUAUUCAGGAAUGUCUUUUUUGAUAUUCUCUGUUACAGACAGGAAUUAAUGAAUGCAGCUCAGAAAAUGGAGUUUCUCUGGAAAGAGAUUUAUGAACAAGAAGAGGUUUUGUUAAAAACAGAAAAAUGCAUACAAUCAGGAUAUCAGGAUUUCAGCUCCAAGAACGGCACGUUGCGUGAAAGAUGUCAUCAAAAGUGCAGUGAAAGUUUAUCAUGCCACAAUCCCAAUUUUCAACAUAAGCAACCGAAAACUGCAGAGCAUGCAUAUUCCCAGAAAACAUAUUCUCCUUACAAUGUAGUUACAAAUACAACAAAUAAAACUGUGCUCAGUGAAUCUGUAAGCUCAAGAUUCUACCUUGAUAAAUAUUUAGAACCUAUAAAAGUAGAAUCUUACAGUAUGGAGGAUUUAAACCACAAGAAUCUCCUAAAUCCUUUGUUACGGCUGCCAUUGGCUGAUUUUACCACGUCAAGUAGAACUAGAGGAGAGAAAUUGUCAUUGCAACCAUUAACUAAAGUCAAUAAGUUGCUGAAAGAUGUCUCUAUUCAAACUCAAGAUAAAGAAGAGGGAGAAAUAGGACUAUCAACCAGUAGUCCUUCAAACUCAAAGGAAAUGCAAGACAAGUAUUCUGAACUCUCUAAAGAAUGUGGUGUGCAAACUGAACUGUCCUUUGGAAGGGCAUCUCCAUUAGAAUUAAGUGACUCUCUCCUUACCAGUUUUAGUGAACAAACUGAUCCUGACACCAAGUCAAGUGUUUUUUGGGAUAGUUAUGACCUUCAUCUUUCCAGAAGAAUGUUUGAUAAUUCUGUAAAUUGGCAACAAGACUGGGAUGUUAAGGAACAUAAUGAACUCCAAGGUAUUGAGAAUCUGUUGAAAUAUACUGAAGCCAUACUUAAGGAGGAGGACAUGGCUCUCCGAGAAGAGCAGACAUUGGAAAGCCUUCUACGAGAAGCACAGCUUCCUAUGUAUUUCAUUUUUAAUGGUGAUGUAAAUAAAGGAAACUAUCAGCAGAACCAGGACAUACAGAAGAAUAUGGAGAGUAAUGCAGUAACUAGACUAAACCGGUUAUCGUCUACACCAAAUGUGAAUAUUACCCAUCAAUGCACAAGUUUGCAUUCACUUAUUCAACAAAAUAACUACCUUCCCGAUGAUUCUGUAAUAAAUCUACAACACUGUGAUCUGGAUAUGGUUGAAGAGCUGAAAGAACUGCAUCUAACUGAAGAACGCAUUUCUGUAGAAAGUAAAAAUAUAAAAGAAUGUUGUGAACUGGGAAGUCAUGAAGCUUUUAAAAAGGAUUGUCCAUUUAAUAUAAGCAAUAAAAGGCUCUCGUUCCUGGCUCUGCUUCGAAGACAAAGAAACCAGGUUGAGGGUGGAAGAAAGCCAUGCUUACAGAUGGGAAAGACCACAAUGAACAAAAUACUGUAACCAUGUAAUGUAAGAUUCUAGAUUACCAGAGUAUACCUGUAUGUGCCAAUCUUUCAAUGUCUACUCUACUAAAGGAAGAAUUAAUGCCCCUGUGAUCAUUUGGAAAUUAAAAUGAAAAGGUAAAAUCUUGUGUUUGGUUCUGCACAUGUAUUGCUCAUUGUUGGUGUGCAAUGUGUUUACCAUAUGACAAAUCUGUGUAUGCAUUCUGUGUACUGUAUUUAGUCUGCUUAUCUGCAUUCUGUAAUCUGUUUUUGAUGUGCCGCUCUUAAAUUCUCACUCGCAUUUUUCAUGGCCAAAAUGUUUUCCAUAAACUUCUUAAUUUAUCUAUCUGGUAUUUACCUUUCUAUUAUUGUUGUCAAAUGAAAUAUUUGACCCAAAAAGUGUGAACCAUACGGUUUGCACUGACUGAAAUUAUUUUUUUUUUAUGUUGUGUGAUAAUAAUCACUGUUUUUGUGUAAAUCACUUUUUUAAAUCACUAAAUCUGCCCAUUUAAGUAUAAGCACAAACACAUAUAUAUUUAAAUCUAGUAUUAUAAGGUUUCACACAUGCAACAUUGUCACUUAGCUUGAGAUAAUUUGGUAGUCGUGAUUGGCUGUUUAGCAAUUUUUUACUUUUGUAUGAAUUUUCAUUGCUAAAAGGUUUUACAAACAAUAGAGCACUUUACACAACUUUUUAUGACACAAUGCAUACUCAAUAAAUUCAAAUAAUUGUAUAAAGA